Messenger RNA from Exserohilum turcica Et28A, 1038 nucleotides. RefSeq lists its product as uncharacterized. Gene Ontology annotation, biological process: transmembrane transport. NCBI's taxonomy places the organism in Eukaryota, Fungi, Ascomycota, Dothideomycetes, Pleosporales, Pleosporaceae. The coding region runs from base 1 to 1038 and encodes 345 amino acids. The record is from RefSeq and is a predicted model, not a curated record. The transcript has 3 exons.
AUGUCGAAACCCUCAGAGAAGCCGCAGCCACAGGCGGCCGCCAUUAUGAGCGAUGAGCCUGGAGAAGGCGUCAAAGCUCUCGGCACUCCCGACAUCACCAGCCUGCAGCGCAUCCGACAGGUCUUUGCGCAGCCAGUUCUCGCUUCCUUCGUUGCCGGUGGUGUAGCUGGCGCAGUUUCCCGCACCGUCGUUUCCCCCCUCGAACGCCUCAAGAUCAUCUUCCAAGUCCAGAGCGUCGGUCGCGAGGAAUACAAGAUGUCAGUGCCCAAGGCGCUGGCCAAGAUGUGGAGGGAAGAGGGCUGGCGAGGCUUCAUGGCUGGAAACGGAACCAACUGCAUACGCAUCGUUCCCUACUCUGCCGUGCAGUUUAGCGCGUACAAUGUCUACAAGCGGUUCUUCGAGAGCGAACCAGGUGCCUCGCUCGACGCUUACCAGCGACUGUUCUGUGGAGGUCUCGCCGGUAUCACUUCUGUCACCUUCACGUAUCCGCUCGAUAUUGUACGCACACGUUUGUCGAUUCAGUCUGCAUCGUUUUCGGCGCUCAAGAAAGAGGCUGGCCAGAAGCUACCGGGUAUGUGGGCACUCAUGGUGGACAUGUACAAGACUGAGGGUGGAAUCUCGGCCCUGUAUCGGGGCAUCCUGCCUACGGUAGCUGGUGUUGCACCCUAUGUCGGCCUAAACUUUAUGGUCUAUGAAAUUGCCCGCACCCAGUUUACCCCCGAAGGCGAGAAGGACCCUAGUGCCGUGGGCAAGCUGGCAGCUGGUGCCGUCUCGGGCGCCGUUGCACAGACGAUUACAUACCCGUUCGACGUCCUGCGGCGGCGAUUCCAGGUCAACACCAUGAGCGGUAUGGGAUACCAGUACACGGGCGUUGGCGAUGCGGUCAAGCAGAUUAUCAAGACGGAGGGUCUGAGGGGCAUGUACAAGGGCAUUGUGCCCAAUCUGCUCAAGGUUGCACCCAGCAUGGCCAGCAGCUGGCUUAGCUUUGAAAUGACACGAGACUUGCUCAUGGGCAAGUGGAACUCUGGCUUCUUGUAA